UUGACAUUUAUGUCAACGACAAUAGGAGUUCAGAGCUUUUCAUGUAGAAUGUCACUAUCAGAUCCCAGGGACGAGGACUGGGUUCCUUCGGAUGAGGAAUCCACUUCUACGGCUCCACUGGCUUCAGCACAUUCCUCGAGUUCCUACCCUCCGACUCCAGACUCCGAUUCCUACCCUCCGGCUCCACACUCAAAUUCCUACCCUCCGACUCCACACUCAAAUUCCUACCCUCCGGCUCCACACUCAAAUUCCUACCCUGCGGCUCCACACUCAAAUUCCUACCCCCCGACCCCACACUCCGAUUCCUACCCUCCGGCUCCACACUCAAAUUCCUACCCUCCGGCUCCACACUCCGAUUCCUUUCGAGGAUGCACUCCGUCAGAAGAGGUAAAUUUUAAAACGCAAGUACAAUAUAUAAACAUACUAACACCAGUUUAUAAGGGAAUCAUUGGGACAUGAAUUGUACGAUCUAUGUAUCCUACUGCACAUAAUAACCAAGAACUCGAAUUGCUGAAUAUUUCCUUACAGUUGGGUUUCACUGGACCUCUGGAAAUACGGAGUGCAAGGGAUAAGAUGUUCCUUGACGAGGCCUACCAGCUCAGUGGCCCAAAGUCAAGAGGAGACAUGUUGGAAACAAUCUCUGAGUUUCCGAAAGAGGUUCUUAAAGAAGGCCUUCUAUACGAUCAACAAUGUUCCAUCACACGGACUGAGGCAGUCCGGACGGCUAUAAUCAUCAAGCAUGGAAUUAAUUCGGACAGGGUCUUCCGGAGAAUAAUAGGGGCAGACAUGGCCUUCCAGGACCAUGGAAAGAGUAUGCAAGAUGAAACGAUGAGAAUGGAUGUCAUGUGGGAAAGAAGAGGAUAA
This is a messenger RNA of Saccostrea cuccullata (small rock oyster), 864 nucleotides long. RefSeq lists its product as uncharacterized. NCBI's taxonomy places the organism in Eukaryota, Metazoa, Mollusca, Bivalvia, Ostreida, Ostreidae. The transcript is spliced from 3 exons. The coding region runs from base 472 to 864 and encodes 130 amino acids. The record is from RefSeq and is a predicted model, not a curated record.